Purpureocillium lilacinum is the source of this 1581-nucleotide messenger RNA. RefSeq lists its product as uncharacterized. Lineage: Eukaryota; Fungi; Ascomycota; Sordariomycetes; Hypocreales; Ophiocordycipitaceae. Gene Ontology annotation, cellular component: membrane. The record is from RefSeq and is a predicted model, not a curated record.
AUGGCGCCCCAGGCCAUUCGCAACAUAUGGCCCCGGGCGUGGCACACGCGGCUGCCCCUGUCGCACCCCGAGGUCAGGACCUACCGGAUCAAGUUCCUCAAGGCGGCGGGACUCAACUUUGUGCUCAUCGUGGUGCUCUUCUUCAGCCUGUUCUGCUACCUCUUCGGGUCGCUGUACCAGCAGGAGACCCGCGUCCACAGCCUUACCGUGCUGUGGGUGGACUACGAUGGUGGCAUCAUUGGUGACGCCGUGCGACAGGCCUAUGCGUCUUUGAAGUCGAGCGGCUUCCCGACUCUGAUAGAAAAGGCCGUCGCCGACUAUCCCACGACGGGAGCGCUGAGAGAAGCCGUCUGCAACACCGACUACUGGGCCGCUCUGUAUACGACACAGGGAGCGUCGACGGCGCUGGCCGAUGCCAUCUCGGGCGCCAGCUCUUCGCCUUACAAUGCGUCCAACGUGCUCUCGUUCAUCUGGAACGAGGUGCGGUAUCCGACCGUCAUGGACGGCCUCAUCGCCGGCAACCUCCAGACGCUCUCCGAGGCCGCCCGCGUCGCGUACUAUUCACUCAACGGCACGGCUGCGCUCGCGAGCAUCCCGCCCAACGACGGCGCAGCGAUGGCCGCCUUUACGACCCCGUGGACGCUCACCUCGUACAACAUCAAGCGCACGACGCAGGGCCCGCGCGCCGUGUACAACACCAUCGUCAUCGUGCUGGUGCUGAUCCAGGACUUCUUCUACCUGGCCAUCAUCAACGGGCUGUACGUGCAGUUCAAGAUCUACACGCGCAUCUCGCCGGGGCGCAUCGUGCUGGUGCGCGACGCCAUCUCGACCGUCUUCACCAUGACGGGGUCGCUGCUGCUGACGUGCGCCAUCUGGGCGUUCCGCACCAGCUGGGACGUGUCCGGGACGCAGUUUGCGCUCACCUGGCUCGUCAUGUGGCUGUUCGCGCACGUCAACUUCCUGACGCUCGACGUCUUCACCAUCUGGAUCCCGCCGCAGUACAUCUCCAUGGCGCUCAUCAGCUGGGUCGUCCUCAACGUCACGUCCAUCAUCCUGCCGUUCGACCUGUCGUCGCCGUUUUACCGCUGGGCGUACGCGCUGCCCGCGCACGAGGCCUACGAGGCGCUCACGGACGUGUGGUCGGGCGGCUGCAACCCGCACCUGCACUACGCGCUGCCGAUCCUGUUCGCCUACGAGGUGAGCGGGCUGUUCUGGACGACGCUCGGCGUGUUUCGGCGGUGCCACUAUGCGGCUCUGACGGAGGAGUCGGCGCAGGAGGCGAUGCGUCUGCGCGUCGAGGCGGCGCUGGCGCUGGAGCGCGAGCACGACCGGCGCGUCGCCUGCGAAAAGCCCUUGCACGGGGAAGGUGCCGAGGCGGGAGAGCCGUCGGAGGCGGGACACGGAGCGGCUGGCGGCGAUGUCGGCAAGGUCGGCACGCGCGAGACGGACGAGGCGGACAGGGCAGAGGCCGAGCACGAGAUGGAGGAGCUCGGCGAGGAGAUUGAGCGCAUGGAGACGCGGGCGACGAGGCUGGCCAACUUUGGGCCGCGAUUCCGCCUCGUCGGCACGCACGAGGAUUGA